GUGUCUCGCCAAGAUGAGGAAGAAGGUUUGUCUUCACAUUUAUUGAAUGAGUCCAAGGUUUUGUUAAUGGGCAAAUCAGGAUCGGGGAAAACGAGCAUGAGAAGCAUAAUAUUUUCCAAUUUUAUUGCCAGAGACACAAGACGUCUUGGCCCAACAAUGGAUGUUGAACACGUUCAUUUAAGAUUUCUGGGUGGUUUGGUUCUGAAUCUUUGGGAUUGUGGAGGGCAAGCUGGUUUCAUGGAGAGUUAUUUUGCAACUCAAAGGGAGAACAUCUUUCGCAACGUUGAGGUUCUCAUCUAUGUGUUUGAUGUAGAAAGCCAAGACUCAAAAAAGGAUAUGGCUUACUAUCGGUCUUGUUUGGAGGCCAUUAAUGAACAUUCGCCUGGGGCAAAAAUUUUCUGUCUUGUCCACAAAAUGGACCUUGUCAAUGAGGCGAAACGCAGCUCCGUUUUUGCCGAGCGUGAAAGGCAACUUAUAGCCGCUACUCGACCCGAUCACUGUGUCUGCUUCGGAACCUCGAUUUGGGAUGAGACUCUGUACAAAGCCUGGUCAAGGAUAGUCUACCAAAUGGUGCCUAAUGUCCAAGCUCUGGAAAAGAAUCUAAUUCAGCUUUGUGAUGUACUUGAGGCGGAUGAGAUCAUCCUAUUUGAGAGAUCUACCUUCUUGGAGAUAGCUUGUCAUACUGCAAAGGAACACCCUGACCCGCACCGGUUUGACAAAAUUAGUACCAUCAUCAAACAGUUCAAGUUAUCGUGUAGCAAGGUCGGAGCAAACUUCAUUGCCAUAGAGCUGCAAACUCCCCAAUUCUCGGCUUUUAUUGACGUAUUCACGCCAAACACCUAUGUCAUGGUGAUAAUGUCCGACCCAACAAUUGCCUCUUCCGCUACCCUACUCAACAUCCGAAACGCCAAAAAGUACUUCGAGAAAUUGGAAAAGGUGGAGACGCCCCAUUCGGCUAUCGUGGCUUGA
This is a messenger RNA of Hydatigera taeniaeformis, 969 nucleotides long. NCBI's taxonomy places the organism in Eukaryota, Metazoa, Platyhelminthes, Cestoda, Cyclophyllidea, Taeniidae. The record is from the annotation of a GenBank genome assembly.